This is a messenger RNA of Saccoglossus kowalevskii, 5345 nucleotides long. Its product is annotated as protocadherin-11 X-linked-like. Gene Ontology annotation, cellular component: plasma membrane. Gene Ontology annotation, molecular function: calcium ion binding. Gene Ontology annotation, biological process: homophilic cell-cell adhesion. The record is from RefSeq and is a predicted model, not a curated record. Lineage: Eukaryota; Metazoa; Hemichordata; Enteropneusta; Harrimaniidae.
CGCGAUAUUUGUGGAAAACUUGGCAGGUGGAACCCAGCGAGUAGUUCGUGUUGGUUUCUUGAACUUCUAUGAACAGGUCGACGCGACUACACUUGCCUUUGUUUCACCGCUGGUAAACAAAUUGUGCGACGCGUGGAUGAUAGCACCGUUCAGUCUGCGUUUCAUCGGGAACGCGGUGUUUCUCUCUGAGUCCUCGGACGGAAACAGUUGAUGUAACACUAAACAGGCGGCUUCCUGGCUCGUUUACUUGUUAUUCACCGCUACCUGUUUAUUGAAGGUUGGUAGAGUGCGUGAGAUGUGUAAACUAACGGCAGUUCACAGAGUGCCUUUUUUAAAUGACUCUCCUCAAAAGACUGGUUUUCAAUCAGUCGUCCAGUGGUUGUCUGCGUGCUGGCUUUAAGUGCCACUGUUGGGACGGUGCUUCUCCAAAUUCAUUUGCCUUUUUCACAGAAACUGUUCAGCGUCGCUGUGCGAAAACUAAACCAGUGUCUAAUUUGUCAUAUAAACUCUACCGAGCGUUUAAAGCCCACCCAUUGUUUAUCUAUAGGACACCUGAAAGAAGUUUUAACAUCUGUUGUGUUUGGCUUUGGCUAUAAGAUGGACAAGAUGCAUUCAUUUUUACGAACUGUCGCCGUUCGCUUGGUACUUUUUGUGUUAAUUUGUAUCGGUAAGUCGCUUACCACGGCGUGGGAAAUUGAGUAUUCUAUUUUUGAGGAACAGCCACCUGGGAUACCAGUCGGUAAUUUAAUUUCAGAUCUCGGAAUUGAAGAAGCCGGCAUGCUCGGUGCUUACGACUUUCGUUUUUUUCAACCGCCCAAUGGUAAUGGAUCUUUCUUGCAAGUUGGCGGGCGUAGCGGAGUUCUUACUACUACGCAAACAGUUGAUAGAGAGAGACUUUGUGCAAACGUGGAAAGAUGUAUUCAUGAAGUAAUUAUCACAUUUCAGCACCAGUCUGUAGAAUUUGUUAAAAUUAGGAUAGAAGUUUUAGAUUUGAACGACCAUGCGCCCACCUUUCCCCAGAACAUCAUUUGGAUAGAUAUUUCAGAAACAACCGCUAUCGGGUCGACAUUUCCGCAGGGGGGAUCGCUUUUUGCUGUCGACCCAGAUGCGGGCAACAACACUGUACAACUUUACGAACUUUACAACUCGUAUUCGGAUACUUUUGGCCUUAACGCGUAUUAUAGUAUUGUUGAGGAAGCGAUAGUUGCUGAAAUUGUUGUCCUGACAACGCUUGAUAGGGAAGAAACAAGUUUUUAUGAACUUGUGUUAGUGGCCAAAGACUUUGGAAACCCGAUUCGGAGUGGAUCAGCUUUGAUAAAUGUUAGUCUUAUUGACGAAAAUGAUCACAUACCAGACUUUCAGCAAAACACGUACCAUGUUGAAGUGUCAGAAAAUAUGGCAGAUGUAGUUGAGUUUUUAGUGGUGCAUGCAGUUGACUUGGAUGAUGGCGUAAAUGGGCAGGUAGUUUAUUCAUUUAGUCCAAGAACUCCCCCUUAUAUUCAAGAAUUGUUUGCCAUUGAUUCUGUAAGUGGCGCAAUGAAAACUUUACAGAGCUUAGACUAUGAAGCCCAGCAGCAUUUUCAAAUCAUUAUUCAGGCUACAGAUUUAGGGCCAUCACCCACCCCCACCUAUGCCACUGUCAUCAUAGACGUGGCUGAUCUUAAUGACAAUUUUCCAGUGAUUAGUUUGAGUUCUACCUCUGCUGUUGGUACUAAUCAAGCUCUUGUAUCAGAAGCUGUGUCACCGAAUUAUGAAGUUGCCUAUGUGACGAUCUCAGAUGCAGACAGCGGGUUAAAUGGUCAGAUGACAUUACAGUUGAUAAACAGUAACAACGACUUUGUAUUAAAAGAGAUCUACACCAACGAACUAUAUAUUCUGACUGUUGGUCAACAUUCUCUUGAUCGAGAAAUCAUUGCAGAGUACAAUUUGACUCUACAAGCGACAGACGCGGGUGACGACCCCAAAUCAAGUAGGGCUUACUUUUUUGUAAAACUUGCAGAUAUCAAUGACAACUUUCCUGUUUUUUCUAAGCGAGUCUACACUGCUCAAAUUCCAGAAAAUAAUAUAGUUGGUGCAUAUAUUACCAAGGUUACUGCAUUGGAUCCAGAUUUAGAUGCAAAUGGUCAAGUUGAGUACGUACUUUGGAAUUAUCAUCAUGAGUUUGACAUCAAUAUCAUAACUGGUGAAAUCACUGCUAAAAAAUUGUUGGAUUAUGAGGAGCGUUCUUUUUAUAACAUUAAUGUUACUGCCUGCGAUCAUGGAACUGUUCAACAAUGUAGUGAUGCCACUGUGAGACUCUUCAUCCUGGAUCAGAAUGACCAUGCACCUUUUUUCAGCCAGAAUUCAUACACUUUUUCAGUAUCGGAAAACUUGCCUCCUGACACUUCAAUUGGGAAAAUCAGAGCUUCAGAUUUAGACACUGGUGAAAACAGUCGUUUAAUUUAUUCUCUCCUUGGAGAACACAGCCAGCAAUUCAGGAUUAAUCAUCGCACUGGUGAUGUUUUUACCCAAGUGUCCUUCAAUUAUGAGAGUGAAACUCAAUGUGAUCUUGUUGUCAUGGUAACAGAUCAUGGGACCCCUGCAAGGACUGAUAGUGCUACUGUCCAUGUUGCCAUUAUUGAUCAAAAUGAUAACAAGCCAGUGAUUAUAUACCCACAAGGUUAUAAUAUUAUUUAUGUACCUCUCUCUGCAAAGCCUGGACUAGCUGUUAUGACAAUUCAAGCGGCUGAUGCUGAUGAUGGUCAGAAUGGUGAAUUGCGCUAUUACAUAACAGAUGGUAACAUCUUUGAUCUUUUCCAAAUCAGUGAAACGACUGGCGAGAUCUACACGGCCAAAAAUCUUGAGGAGAAUUUAGUGGGACUGCAUAAAAUUACUGUCAAAGUUGAAGAUCAGGGAGUUGAUAAACAAUCUGUCAGUUUGCGAUUGAACGUUAUUAUAUCAGACCUGCCCUUCAACCAUUCCCUCGUCAACUAUACAAAUAUUGGAAAUUUAACUGAAGUUCUUCCACCAGCAAAAAUACAGACAUUUUUCCUGUUUACUGUUUCGGGAAUCGCUAUUUUGGUUCUCGGAUCCUUGAUAUUGGUCUUGGUCAUUGUUGUCGUCAUCAUCAUUGUCAGAUGUCGGACUAACGAAAAAGCAGUCCGAACUUACAAUUUUCGAAGGGAGGAGAGUUUAUUUAACACCAGUAAAUCAACUAGUCGCACCGCAACUCCGCAAAAUGUUGCAAACACGGUGGAUGCAUACCUGGCUAUGCAGUCACCAGAUGUGACCUGUGUCACACCAGGACUAAUGCAUGCUGGGAGUUUUGAUAAACAUUCUGGAAUGGGGUCAUCAGUUAUGAUACAGAAUAUGUACAAUGAUAACUCUGAAUCUAUCCGAUCUAGUCACUCUGGAAUUAUGCCGAUGUCAGACACUGACGCAGAGGUUGAUCAACUGCUGUCUUUUCCCACAAAACACCAACAAGACCAACAGGAUGAGAUUGCAAGUUAUGAUAGUGGUCGUGGAGAAAGCGACCGGGAUGCCCGCGAACACAACUCGGCUAAUGGAUUGGCGAGUAAUUCACAAAAGGACCAUAAAGAGACUGAUGAUGCACUCGAAGACACCAGUUAUAUGGCGAGCCCUCGAUGUACUGUUGAAUGUAAAACGUUAGGUCAUUCUGAUCAAUGCUGGAUGCCACCUCAAGAACCCAAUCCCCGGCAACACCGUAUUCCUGUUGAUAUCCCCGACAACUAUCUUGCAUCAUACAAUUGUGAUGAUCGAGGAAUGGCGAGUCCCACAUACAGUGAUAGCGAUUCUAGUCCAGAUUACGAAUUGGAGAAUGGUGUCCAAUGGCCGAUCGCUAGCUUCACAUCUUUUGGAUAUGAUCCACCAAAGCCAGCAGCAUCUAACACAAACUUUGAUCGCCAAGGAAGCGCAAGACUACGGCAUCAUUUGUUUUCAGAGCCAUUGACUCCAAUCACUGAGCACCCAGCAGAAAGUUUAACUGAACUCUUGGAAGGUGCACAGGAAUUGGAGCGACAGAAAAAGAAUGACUUGCAUAGCCAGAUGAGUUUAGGGGAUCAUUUAAGUAGUCGAUCAAGCAGCACGUCAUCGGGUAACAGUUACGUCAAUAGAAAUCCACCAAACGACAGUGCAAUGAAUAGAGCGGCUCACAGACAAUCGCCAAAAUCAUUCUCUGAUUACUCCUGUACUAUGUCAGAAAGUAGCCUAUCAGAAGGAGAGUUUGAAAUUGACUCGUAUCCAAGGAAGAAUGUUGUGAAUCUCCUUGACAACCAGAGAGAAACGGCUAUUACUGAUGACGGAGAACACUGUGAUGCGGCUCAGUUGGUUAAGCACAUAGACAGUCUAUUUUUCAGUGAUUCCACUGUUUGAUCUCAACACGACCAAUGAAACUACUUAAUUUUUUUUUUUUUUACUGUGACAAUAUGUCAGUUGUUGUGUUUACUUUUCUGCUAUAAACAUGCUACAGGUGGUUUUCAGGGUGUCAUGUCAAUGCAAUGUUUCCUAUCGUAGGAGUUUAUGCUCAGCACCGCUGUUGAAUUCUAAAUUGGUGAAAUCGUUUUUGAAAGUUUGUCAGUACAUUUUAACCCAUGGCUAGUGUUUUCUACCCAACAAGUGUCUGCAGCGGGCUUUGAUAAAAAAAAAAGCUUGUUACAUUUCACCCUAAAUAAAUGGAAUAACUCAAUAAUUAUGUCUUCCGCUUUGUACACUGCAAUCAUACCUCACAGUAUUUUGUGACUAUCAUUUGGGCCAAUUGAAGUAGGCAUUUGUGCUGAGAGAAGUAACUAGCAAGCUUUUGUUUAAUCUAUCAAAUAAUUUGCUUGCCCUCCAUUAAAUCAGUUACGUAACAUUCAAUUUUGAGAAAAAGUAGUACUAAUGAAAGAAGAACUCUAGCAAUAUUUUUUUUACAGUUUAUAUAAAUAUAUCUAUAAUAUAUAUUUCACCAAAGAGCUUUAUCAUUACUGUUUUAGUUUGUUUUUAAAAAAAAAAAUUAAAAUUUUUCAUGUUACGGUGCUUUGCCUAUGACAUAGGACAAAACUUAGUUUUUGAGAGUUUGUUUUUAGAGCCAAUUUUAAAGUUUAUGUAAUUUGUUUUUUUGGACAAAUAUAUAUUAAGUAUGUAGCAUGCUUAUUAUAUAUUCAUAUUCACUGGAAAAAUAACAAAGUAAAUUUAGAAAUAAUGACUAGAAAUCUUUAAUCAGUGACUUUGGGGAGCUUACUCAUUUAUAUGAAAAAUUUGUACCUGUACUUGGAUCCAUCUUAGUAUUGCACAAAGAAUUUGAGUUGAACAGCUCCAAUUUUCAUGAAGAAGUCCCCCUAGUUCAUUCAAAGCUAUUUAAUUUUCAU